Molecule: messenger RNA, 1278 nt
Organism: Cooperia oncophora
Lineage: Eukaryota; Metazoa; Nematoda; Chromadorea; Rhabditida; Trichostrongylidae
Source: the annotation of a GenBank genome assembly
AUGCCGGAAGAUAGCACCUUCUUGAAAGAUUUCCGCUUCCUGGCCAAUGUCCAUCAAGAAUCGCAGUCGGACAGAAAUUUGGAAACGGACAUGAGUGUAACCCUCCACGAAAUACACCAAGAACUCAAGGCGGCAAGAGAUAUCGAUGAAUCCUGGUUCCACCACCUGAUCAACACCACCUGCACCGACAUCACAGGAGAAGAACUCGCUCGUCGCAUAAACCGCUUUCUGCGAUCAGCAACUACUAAGGUGGACAAGGACAAGAUCGUACGUCUUACACAAAGAUAUCUCCUCAUGGACUCCGUUUUCCUAGCUCUCACCAAGAGUGGUCAACUCUCUCCAGGUAGAAGAGAAAAGUGGGAACAGCAGAACUGGACUUAUGAAUAUAAGGCAGAAGAGGUCAUGAUUUUAGUCGACCAGGAAGUGCGGAAGCUGGAGCGCAAUAUCGACGAGAUGAAUUACGAGUUAAACCAAGCAACAAAGUCGCAAGAGAAGGAAAAGACUGAAACUCCAGCCCAAAAAGACGCCGUGCAAUCUUCGAGCGCUCAGAAAUCAGUGCACUACUCCGCUGCGUCAAUUCAGACCACCCCGAUCGAAACAAGAUCUGUAGAGACUCAAGUUCAGAUGGGAGCCGACGUCGAAGCCAGGAGAAGUCCGCAACAAAAAAGGAGUCAUAGCGACGAUUCCGAGGAAACAGCAACGAAGGUGAAAGUAAUAUCGGAUGAGGACUACCUAAUCCAACUUAUUCACGAGAGUGCCGAACGAGAGGACGAAGAAGACACAUCUGAGGAUGAAAAUAAGAAGGGAAAGAAGCACGAAGUCGAACUACCUAAGACUUAUCGAAGAACGAAGGUAAACACCCUGGAACAGGAUCUCAAAGAACUCGAAGAAGGAUUGCGAUUGCUUCCAAAAAGGCGAUUCGGAGAAUCAUCCAGAGGUGUCAACCCCAACAUAACGUGCGCUUUCUGCGGAAUUAGGGGAGUCCACUAUUCCGACUCGUGCUCGGAGCUUGUGCAUGGUGAUGACAGAUACCACUAUAUCAGGAGAAACCGGAGGUGCACCUACUGCUUAGGCUUUUGUGACCCCUACUCGAGAUGUAAAGAAGAAGAGAAGGACUGCUGGUACUGUAACGUCGUCAGAGGCACAGUUCUACGGUUCCUCAUCCCCAGGGACGACGGACACCAUAAAGCAUUGUGCACGAUUCCAGAUUCGAAGGAUAAAAUAAGAGAGGCCAUCCAAGAAGUAAGGGACGAACUGGACCAAGCCAGGAAGCAGUAG